CCGAUAAGUAGCACGCAGCUCAUCGAUCGUAGCACGCGCGCGCGCACAGAGCAAACUAGCUGAAGCCAGCGAGAGAGAAGGGAGAGCCGGUUAGCAUGGAGGGGCCGGCGGUGAGGCACCGGACGGUGGAGGCAAACGGCAUCUCGAUGCACGUGGCAGAGGCCGGCGGCGACGUCGCGGACGGGACACAGCGGCCUGCGGUGGUGUUCCUGCACGGGUUCCCGGAGCUGUGGUACUCGUGGCGCCACCAGAUGGAGCACCUGGCCGCGCGCGGCUACCGCUGCAUCGCGCCCGACCUCCGCGGCUACGGCGGCACCACCGCGCCGCCGGAGGUGUCGUCCUACUCGGCCUUCCACGUCGUCGGCGACGUCGUCGCCCUCCUCGACGCGCUCGGCCUCGACAAGGUGUUCGUGGUGGGGCACGACUGGGGCUCGCUCAUCGCCUGGUACCUCUGCCUGUUCCGGCCGGACCGCGUGAUGGCGCUGGUGAACACGAGCGUCGCCUUCAUGCGCCGCGUCAUGAUCCGCGCCGGCGCCGGCGCCGUCAAGACCACCGACUACUUCAACCGCACCUACGGACCCACCUACUACAUCUGCCGCUUCCAGGAGCCUGGGGUUGCAGAGAAGGAAUUCUGCCCGGCCAACGCCCGGCACAUCAUGCGGCAGAUCCUGUGCAACCGUUUCACCUCCGAGGCAGCCGGCGGCGAGAAGCCGCCGGCGGCGGCCGACGACGACUCGCCGCUCCCUCCGUGGCUGACGGAGGCGGACGUGGACUACUUCGCGUCGGAGUUCGAGCGGACGGGGUUCACGGGCGCCAUCAACUACUACCGCAACAUGGACCGGAACUGGGAGCUGGCGGCGCCGUGGGCGGACGCCAAGGUGCGGGUGCCGACCAAGUUCAUCGUCGGGGACGGCGACCUCACGUACCACUACCCGGGCAUCCAGGACUACCUGCACAAGGGCGGCUUCAAGGCCGACGUGCCGCUGCUCGAGGACGUCGUCGUCAUCCCCGGCGCCGGCCACUUCAUCCAGCAGGAGAAGGCCGACGAGGUCAGCAAACACAUCCACGACUUCAUCGCCAAGUUCUGAUCCAUCAGCUCGACCGGUCGCAUGCCCAACUCAACCGAUUGAUGGAUCAUGGAUGGACACGUGCAUCAUAUGUGUGUACCGUGUAGUGUGGUACAGACUCGUACAUUUCUUCCCUUAUCGUGGAACAAGCUACUGCAUGCAUGGUCGUUAAUUUAAUUCAUUUCUGCGUGGAAUAAUGUGUUCGAAAUUUCAAUGUACGUGGCAUGAUGUGUUGGUCUCCUAAAACAUGCUUUGCAAUUCUCGUUGCAAACAGAAGGGCUAUGUGUUGAGAUGGUGAAAGAGACAAUAUGUUGUAUCAGUUGUGAAACAUACUUUUUUUUGUUUU
Messenger RNA from Phragmites australis (common reed), 1413 nucleotides. RefSeq lists its product as uncharacterized. The record is from RefSeq and is a predicted model, not a curated record. The coding region runs from base 96 to 1088 and encodes 330 amino acids. Lineage: Eukaryota; Viridiplantae; Streptophyta; Magnoliopsida; Poales; Poaceae. The transcript has 3 exons. Gene Ontology annotation, molecular function: hydrolase activity.